Emiliania huxleyi CCMP1516 is the source of this 2531-nucleotide messenger RNA. RefSeq lists its product as hypothetical. The record is from RefSeq and is a predicted model, not a curated record. Lineage: Eukaryota; Haptophyta; Isochrysidales; Noelaerhabdaceae. The transcript has a single exon. The annotation marks the transcript as partial.
AUGGGAUUGCUCGUCGACCUGCCAUUCUUCGACAUGCACUGCCGAUGCGAGAUUGCAUCCGUCCCCGGCAGCGUCAACUUGGCGAGCCUCGUCUGCGGCCUCCUCCUCGUGCUGCUCUCGUGGGUGUGGUACUCGAAAGGAAGGGCGCGCCUGCGAGCCGAGACGGAGCUGCGGGACGUGUCGACGGCGCUGGAGACGCUGGCGGAGCCAGUCAUCAUGAUGCGAGGCCACACCAUCACCUCUGUCAACCACGCGACGCUCGAGACGUUUGGGUACGACUCGAAGAGCGAGCUGGAGGGGCAGGGCGUGACGGUGCUGAUGCAGACGCCAGAGGCGUCGAAGCACUCCUCCUUCGUGGACCGCUUCGAGCGCACCGGCGAGCGGCGCAUCAUCGGCAAGCCUCGCGUCGUGACGGGCAAGCGGAAAGACGGGUCGAGCGUCUCGCUGACGCUCUCUGUGUCGCCGUGCGCUGCGCCGGGCGAGUACAUCGGGAUCCUGUACCGCAGUGGCGGAGAGAUGACACGAGCAGCGCGCGCCAAGGCCGAGUCGGAGCUGCGAGACGUGUCGACGGCGCUGGAGACGCUGGCGGAGCCAGUCAUCAUGAUGCGAGGCCACACCAUCACCUCUGUCAACCACGCGACGCUCGAGACGUUUGGGUACGAGUCGAAGAGCGAGCUGGAGGGGCAGGGCGUGACGGUGCUGAUGCAGACGCCAGAGGCGUCGAAGCACUCGUCCUUCGUGGACCGCUUCGAGCGCACCGGCGAGCGGCGCAUCAUCGGCAAGCCUCGCGUCGUGACGGGCAAGCGGAAAGACGGGUCGAGCGUCUCGCUGACGCUCUCUGUGUCGCCGUGCGCUGCGCCGGGCGAGUACAUCGGGAUCCUGUACCGGCGCACCGAGGCGGAGGCGCGCGCCAAGGCCGAGACGGAGCUGCGAGACGUGUCGACGGCGCUGGAGACGCUGGCGGAGCCAGUCAUCAUGAUGCGAGGCCACACCAUCACCUCUGUCAACCACGCGACGCUCGAGACGUUUGGGUACGACUCGAAGAGCGAGCUGGAGGGGCAGGGCGUGACGGUGCUGAUGCAGACGCCAGAGGCGUCGAAGCACUCCUCCUUCGUGGACCGCUUCGAGCGCACCGGCGAGCGGCGCAUCAUCGGCAAGCCUCGCGUCGUGACGGGCAAGCGGAAAGACGGGUCGAGCGUCUCGCUGACGCUCUCUGUGUCGCCGUGCGCUGCGCCGGGCGAGUACAUCGGGAUCCUGUACCGGCGCACCGAGGCGGAGGCGCGCGCCAAGGCCGAGACGGAGCUGCGAGACGUGUCGACGGCGCUGGAGACGCUGGCGGAGCCAGUCAUCAUGAUGCGAGGCCACACCAUCACCUCUGUCAACCACGCGACGCUCGAGACGUUUGGGUACGAGUCGAAGAGCGAGCUGGAGGGGCAGGGCGUGACGGUGCUGAUGCAGACGCCAGAGGCGUCGAAGCACUCGUCCUUCGUGGACCGCUUCGAGCGCACCGGCGAGCGGCGCAUCAUCGGCAAGCCUCGCGUCGUGACGGGCAAGCGGAAAGACGGGUCGAGCGUCUCGCUGACGCUCUCUGUGUCGCCGUGCGCUGCGCCGGGCGAGUACAUCGGGAUCCUGUACCGGCGCACCGAGGCGGAGGCGCGCGCCAAGGCCGAGACGGAGCUGCGAGACGUGUCGACGGCGCUGGAGACGCUGGCGGAGCCAGUCAUCAUGAUGCGAGGCCACACCAUCACCUCUGUCAACCACGCGACGCUCGAGACGUUUGGGUACGAGUCGAAGAGCGAGCUGGAGGGGCAGGGCGUGACGGUGCUGAUGCAGACGCCAGAGGCGUCGAAGCACUCCUCCUUCGUGGACCGCUUCGAGCGCACCGGCGAGCGGCGCAUCAUCGGCAAGCCUCGCGUCGUGACGGGCAAGCGGAAAGACGGGUCGAGCGUCUCGCUGACGCUCUCUGUGUCGCCGUGCGCUGCGCCGGGCGAGUACAUCGGGAUCCUGUACCGGCGGACGGACGCGGAGGCGCGCGCCAAGGCCGAGACGGAGCUGCGAGACGUGUCGACGGCGCUGGAGACGCUGGCGGAGCCAGUCAUCAUGAUGCGAGGCCACACCAUCACCUCUGUCAACCACGCGACGCUCGAGACGUUUGGGUACGAGUCGAAGAGCGAGCUGGAGGGGCAGGGCGUGACGGUGCUGAUGCAGACGCCAGAGGCGUCGAAGCACUCCUCCUUCGUGGACCGCUUCGAGCGCACCGGCGAGCGGCGCAUCAUCGGCAAGCCUCGCGUCGUGACGGGCAAGCGGAAAGACGGGUCGAGCGUCUCGCUGACGCUCUCUGUGUCGCCGUGCGCUGCUCCGGGCGAGUACAUCGGGAUCCUGUACCGGCGCACCGAGGCGGAGGCGCGCGCCAAGGCCGAGACGGAGCUGCGAGACGUGUCGACGGCGCUGGAGACGCUGGCGGAGCCAGUCAUCAUGAUGCGAGGCCACACCAUCACCUCUGUCAACCACGCGACGCUCGAGACGUUUGG